ACAAAUUUGAUUCUAUCCCACUUGUAUUAUUAACUUAAAAUGGCUGAUGUACUGGACAUUGACAACGCCGAGGAGUUUGAGGUCGACGAGGACGGCGACCAGGGCAUAGUGCGCUUGAAGGAAAAGGCCAAGCACCGAAAAGGACGCGGUUUUGGGAAUGACAGCAGUAUCCGCGAGGCUAUACACAGCUAUGAAAGGGUACGAAACGAGGACGACGACGAGCUCGAACCGGGUCCCCAGCGCUCUGUCGAGGGAUGGAUACUGUUUGUGACGUCCAUACACGAGGAGGCCCAGGAAGACGAAAUUCAGGAGAAGUUCUGCGACUACGGUGAGAUAAAGAAUAUACAUUUGAAUCUGGAUCGUCGAACCGGCUUCUCCAAAGGCUACGCUCUCGUUGAGUACGAGACCCACAAGCAGGCGCUAGCCGCUAAAGAGGCUCUUAAUGGUGCCGAAAUCAUGGGACAGACUAUCCAAGUGGACUGGUGCUUUGUGAAGGGACCUAAGCGUGUGAAAAAGUCCGAGAAGCGUCGCAGAUAGGCGGGCGGUCAACGAAGACUGAACUUCCAGCCAAACGAAUACAUUUUCAAUUAGUUUAAUGCUUAGGCGGCAACAGUAUAACGUCUACACUCAAAUGAAAUAAAGAAAGUUGACACUUAACAUAAAAUCCGAA
Messenger RNA from Drosophila persimilis, 670 nucleotides. It is a transcript of the gene tsu, whose product is annotated as RNA-binding protein 8A. The record is from RefSeq and is a predicted model, not a curated record. Gene Ontology annotation, cellular component: nucleus; cytoplasm; exon-exon junction complex. The transcript has 2 exons. Gene Ontology annotation, biological process: RNA splicing. NCBI's taxonomy places the organism in Eukaryota, Metazoa, Arthropoda, Insecta, Diptera, Drosophilidae. Gene Ontology annotation, molecular function: mRNA binding. Bases 40 to 537 code for a protein of 165 amino acids.